Messenger RNA from Fusarium sp. VM40, 648 nucleotides. Lineage: Eukaryota; Fungi; Ascomycota; Sordariomycetes; Hypocreales; Nectriaceae. The record is from the annotation of a GenBank genome assembly.
AUGGCUGACAAUAGAAGCCGGGACCCUCAAUGGGCACUUUUACGCCAACAACAGUCCUCCCGUGGAUUGUUUUCUCCUGAGAUCGUCGAUCUCGUGCUACCUCCUCUGAAAUUUGGUGGUUACGCCGGGACUGCCGGUGUUUUGGCAGGUGUCGGGGGUUCCAUAUUCAAAGAAGCAAACCCUAUAGUCUGGGGCGCAAUCUCUGGGUUUCAGUGGUUUACUUUGGGAACAAGCUUUUGGUUCACGAGAAGCAUCGUGGUAAAAGCAUGGGGCGGUGAAGAAAGACUGAAAAAUGGCGACAAGACAAUGGCCAGCGCGAUAGCUGGCACAGCAGCUGGUGCGGUUGGUGGCUUGAUCCGAGGACCAAAGAACAUCCUUCCUGCCAUGUUCGUAUGGACAGUAUUUGGAACGGGUGGACAGAUAGUAGCAAACCGUAUGGCAGCUCGCAAGCCCAAGGUCCAGGAUGAAAACGAUGAGACAUUCUUUACUCGGUGGACUCCACUCAAGAAGCUUACGGACCAGGAGUAUAGAGACAUGAUGUCGGAAAAGAUGCUGAGGAUAGACGCCGAUAUUGCGCUUAUCGAUGACCGUGUUGCUGAGCUGAGGAAACAAGCUGAAGAGGAAGCACAGAGCAGCUCUUCACCAUAA